Coregonus sp. 'balchen' is the source of this 15895-nucleotide messenger RNA. Lineage: Eukaryota; Metazoa; Chordata; Actinopteri; Salmoniformes; Salmonidae. The record is from the annotation of a GenBank genome assembly.
AUGGAUACCCUAAGAGACAGCAGUGAUCCAUGGGAGGUCUACGAGAGGGAAACCUCCAGCAGCAGCUCUUGGUGAGUUUUGUAUUUUUAAGAACAAUAUGAAGGAUAGACGUUAUAAUCCAUAGUAAGUGUGUCUUAUUUUUUUUAUACACCAAAUAACUCAAGAUUUUAAAUAAAGUUUAUAUUCAUAUUUUAUGUUUAGCAUAAGUAGAAGUUGACACCUGUCAGCUUUUGUAAUCCCUUAAAUUUGUCUGGAUCCUGUUAUUUCAAUUCCACAGCAAAUAAUGCUAUCAAAAUAUAUUCAUUUUUUUACCAUUUCUAUAUGAAAAUAGCUCUCUAAGUAGAGAUAAUUCAAGUCUUAUUUCCAAACCCUUUUGGAGUAGAAACUGUCUCAUUGACUGCAUAUCAAUGAUUACCCGGCUGUGCGGUGAGUUGAUCACGAGAACUACCAUGAUCUAAAAGGAUCACUCAUGCGUGCCUUGAUGAACCAGGAAGAGUGAGGAGAAUGUGGAGACAUGACCGAUUGUCCUGUGGUUUCCCAUGGCAACAGGGCCACACAAGGCUUGUCCUCAUCAAGGUUGGCAACAUACGAUACGGGGGUUUAGGGCCUAGCAGUCUCCCUCACCCCCUCAAAUCUCUCUUCAAGAACCCCUUAAAUCCAUACAAUACAAGGAAAGUUGAGAGUUUCAACCUCAAUACAGCAAUGAUUUUUAGAGCAUUUAAAUACAAAAAAAAAGGUAUCUUUUAAACAGUAAUUUCAAGCAAGCUUACCACAUCAAAUCAAGGGCUUGGUUAGUUCACUGUAAAUCCCAAGGCAUUUUUAACUCAAAUACAUCUAGUAAAUUGAACUCAGAGUAAAUGAAAAGUAAUUAUUACUUAAAAGGUUCAUGUGGAACUUACUCAAAACUAAAUGAGAAGUCACAUCAACUCAAUUUUUUAAAAUUAUGAUAACAAUAACAAUAUAACUUUUUCCCCAGGAUGCUCUACUGUAGGUAGAUUUUUUUGAAUAGUUUUUAAUAUCUGUUUUUGCAUUUCAUUGAGUGAUUAAUCUUAAACUACACAAAGAUAAAUAACAUAUUUUAUUCUAAACAAAGACGAUCAUUUUUUUCACCCGUUACUGAAAUGGUUGUUCCAGUUUAAAUGGCUUAGGUAGUCUCCUCACACUGUUCCUAACCCUGGCAGUCAUUCUGAAUGCAGGUUGCGGGUGAAUAAAAAUUCCAACUAUUAGAUAUCAUAACUCUGGCUGGAUUCCAAUAGGAAUUACACAUCACUUUGCAAGCCAGAAUAAUGUGACUUGCAGGUAGGUUUGCAAAAUUCUGGUAAAUUUCCCAUAAAUCCCAGUUGGAAGAUUCCUGGAUAUUCUUCAACCAGGAUUUUGGGAAAACCUGGGAAUUUUGGGAAAGUUGCCAGAAUUUUGCAACCUUACUUGUAGGCCUCAUAAUGACUGUCAGGGUUAGGAACAGUAUGUGGAGACUACCUAAGCCAUUUCAACCGGAACUACCAUUUCAGUAAUAUAAAUAAAAUACAUUUUUCUAAACAAAUCCAAUCAUUCAGUUAGAUUUUAUGCACCAUAAAAUCUAACUGAAUGAUUGGAUUUGUUUAGAAAAAUGUAUUUUAUUUAUAUUUGUGUAGCACAAGAUUAAUCAAUCAAUCAAUGUACAUGCAAAAACACAGAUAUUAAAAACAAUUCCAAAAAAAUCAACCUGCAGUAAAGCAUGCUGGAAAAAAAGUGUAUUUGUUAUCAUAACUUAAAAGGAAUUGAGUUGAUUUGACUUCUCGUUUAGAUUUGAGUCAGUACCACAUACAUAUUUGAAGUAAUAAUGACUUUUCAUUGACUUUGAGUUCAAUUUACUAUAAGUAUUUGAGUUACAAAUGCCUUGUGGUCUUUGAAAUUGGUCACAAAGUGUGCAGUCUCACUGCUGCCACAGGGGUGGGCUAUAUGUUCAUAUUCUGUAAGCCUUUCAUAUUAUGCAGUAUUACUGUCAAUAAUGGCCAGUACGUGAAUCUAUAUCUAACCAAUAUACAGUUUGCGAUCUGUAUGUGACGGUUUUGUGAGUUAGAGUCUACUCCUGCUGCCUGCAUAGGGACUGUAAACUGCUAUUCCACUCUACUCUACUCUACUCCACAGUGAUGCAGGCCAGAAUGCCUGUCCUCAGGAGGAACUCAGACUUGAACACCUGCUGUUGCUGAGGGAUGCAUUUACCAGUCGCACACCCUCGGACAGGGGGUCCCGGCGGAGUUGGAGAGGUACACGGAGAAAGGGAGGAGGUAAAGGAGGGAUGAGUCUAGAGGAGUUCCAGAAUGCUCUGAGUGCUGUGAUUGGUCCAGACAGCCAGAGCGGAUGGAUGGAGAGGGUCUUCAAUGAGGUAACUAUGCCCCUUUGUUACGUACAGUUGAACUCUUUGUUUGUUAGUUUACACAUUCUCAUUUCCAAUAGAUUGACGUGUCGCGUGAUGGCUAUGUGGAGUGGGAGGAGCUGUGUAGCUACCUGCUGCAGCAGUGCAGAGAGAGAGACCGCACCUCCAGGCCUAGAAGUGCUCUACUGGACACUGAACCACUCAUCAGACGCUGCUCACACAACAAGGUGAGGGACGCCUGUCCAGUCAUUGCUUAUAGAGUGUGUUAAUAACUAUGUAAUAACUAUGUAAUAAUUAGUUAAUUGCUCAUACUGUAUGUUAUUGCUUACACCCUAUGUUAUAUGUAUGCAAUAAGGAAUUCAUAAGUAUGCAGCAGUCUCCAUUGACCCGUUUCUCUUUCUCUCAUCAGUCACUCUCUCACUUCACCUCUAAACUUUUCUCUUUUCCCCCUUACAGCAGGAGCCCACUAUCCGUGUAGUGGCUGUUCCCCAUCCUCCCCCCCUCCGCUACAUCAGUGUCAGUAAGGGGGGGCUGCUCACUGUGUGGAACAACCGACUACAUGUCCUCAAGACUCUGGAGGUGCGUGAGCUGAUAAGCCACACACGCACACAAUCACACACACACACUCUCACUCUCUCUUCCAUGUAUCUCCUCAGCUGGCUGGAGACCCUGCAGAGCAAGGGGUUAACAGAAGGAGGUUCAGGGGCUGGACCACUGAUGCUGUCUACCUGCCCAAAGUCCACAAGGUCGCCAUAGCAACCAGCAGCAGGGACCUCCACUUUGUUGACGUGUCCACGGCCAGCUGCUUUGAGGACGUCCACUUGUUUGGUAUUUAACCAACUGUUUUUGAAAAGUUAGAAAGACUCAAAGUAGAACUUUUGCUUUAAUUUGAUCAAUCAGUUCAAUUUCUGACUUUAUGUCCCUGUUGAUCUGUCAUCUCUAAACAUGGUUCUGACUUUAUGCCCCUGUUGAUCUGUCAUCUCUAAACAGGGUUCUGACUUUAUGUCCCUGUUGAUCUGUCAUCUCUAAACAGGGUUCUGACUUUAUGUCCCUGUUGAUCUGUCAUCUCUAAACAGGGUUCUGACUUUUGUCCCUGUUGUUCUGUCAUCUAUAAACAGGGUUCUGACUUUAAGUCCCUGUUGUUCUGUCAUCUCUAAACAGGGUUUUGACUUUAUGUCCCUGUUUGUUCUGUCAUCUCUAAACAGGGUUCUGACUUUAUGUCCCUGUUUCUCUGUCAUCUCUAAACAGGGUUCUGACUUUAAGUCCCUGUUGUUCUGUCAUCUCUAAACAGGGUUCUGACUUUAUGUCCCUGUUUGUUCUGUCAUCUCUAAACAGGGUUCUGACUUUAUGUCCCUGUUUCUCUGUCAUCUCUAAACAGGGUUCUGACUUUAUGUCCCUGUUGAUCUGUCAUCUCUAAACAGGGUUCUGACUUUAUGUCCCUUGUUUUUUUUCCAUCUCUGAACAGGGUUCACCAAUGUUCCAACCUCUCUCUGCUACUGGCAUGAUACAAAGGUACGGCAUCAGUUCUCUGUCAUAAAUGAACGUACAUUUGACCCAUUCUAAACGUUCAAUUACUUGUCUUUUCAUGAACCAUGAUGGAUGUUUUUAUAGUUAUGGCAGUUAUAUUCACAUCGUCUUCCCCUGAUAUCUGUUGUUAUUCCUCCCAGUCUCCAGGGCGGCGCUCUUUGCUGCUGUGGGGAGAUGAGAAGGGAGGGAUCCAUCUGUUGUGGUUCCUCCAACCCCACAUUGGGCUGUUUGAGAGCCCCUUCACUGAGGACAAUGUCCCUCAGAGGAUUUACAUGCAGGUAGGCCUCAUUCACUCUCCAUUCACUCUGUGCUGGGCUGGAACAAAAACUGGAACACAGUUAUAAUGCCCAUAGCCUGCGGCAGUAGCUUAGAGGUUAGAGAGACGGACCUGCAACCUGAAGUUUGGGGGGUCAAGCCCCAGGCUAGGCGCCUGAACUGGCAACUGGAUCCCAUGUUCCAUGUCCUGCCGUUCUGUCCUUGAGCAAGGCACUUAAUCCCCCCCAUUGCUCUCCAUCCAGGGGCGCUGCGGUGUGGUUGACCUUGUGCCUCUUAAUGUGUAUCUGGGGGUGUUGGGAAAGUCACAAGACAAAUUUAUGUUCCAACCAACGGACAGUAAAGUACAGUAUCUAUUCUAUAACCUUACUAAAUGUGUUACGGGCACUUCUAGGGUAGUUAUUUGUCUUGGCACUGUGGUUAGCAUGUGUUCCUUGGGACCAAAAGGUAGGGUGUGUUCUUCAGGCUUCUGCUCCCUGUAGCUCUGCUGGACCAGGGUUGGUUUACUGGUAUUAUGGUGAGAACAUGUCUCCUAACAGGAUAUUGGUGACCACAGCCGCCUAGUCUCCUAUCAACACAUCCCCGCAGUCCACCAGGAACCAAUCAACAGGAUCAUGUUCGAGCCCCACACUGACCUCAUCAUGACAUCAUCAGGAAGCGACGCCUCCUCAGUGGUCAUCAUGCACAUGUCACUCAGGAGAAAAACCUAUGUUUGGAAAAUCAAUAAGGUAAUAAUAUAACACAGUAUCUACACUGUUAGGAGUAUUUCAUGUGUUGUUACUAUGGAGUACGUAAUGAGGCCACCAUUUAUAUGGGAUUCUACAAAAAGCAGAGGGUAGCUGUUAUUGUACCAUACAGCCUUUGGACUCAAGGUUGGGUUUGAUAGUAGACAGAGAAGGUCUGAGUGACCUUGACCCAGGUCAAGUUGAAAUGUCAGCUCUGACCCAAUCAGAUUAUGUCAUGGUAGCUAUCUCAACAAAAUAGUCAUGGAGGAUAUUGAAUAACAUCAGAGGUCAACAGUCACACCGCAGAAUGAUGAAACUCAUGUUUUAUCUUGCUUACUGUCGCCGAGUCCCACCCUAUAACCAAUAUAAAUACACACGCACGCACGUGCACGCAUGCAUGCACGCACACACACACACACACACACACACACACAAAGGAUAGAAUGAAUGUUUACUGGGGAGAAAACAAGUAAUGUGACUGGCCCUGCUGAGGAAGUGAUUAAAGUGGGUGGGGUGUUUUGUAUUGGUCGUUAUGUUCUGAGAGGGCUCAUAUUGUGCUCCAAUAAAACUUUCUAGCUUGGUCAGUUGAGCAAUGGAGCUGUCCUCAACAAAUCCCCAUUAUAAACUAAUAGGAAAGACAGGAAGUAUUUUUUGAAUAUUUAGUCACGCUACAUUUUAUUAAGUGACCCACAAAUCCUAACUUCCUUUUCUCUAUGUCUGUCUGCUGUCCUGUCUGUCUGUCUCUCUUCCUCUGUUCUCUUUCUCUCUUUUCACCUCUUUCCCUCUCUCUCACUUCACCCCCUCUCUCCCUCCUCCGCAGGGUGUGACGUGUUUUGAUUUCAGCAGGUCUCUCAACCUGUUGGUGACGGGUGGUCUGGACCCUGCGGUCAGACUGUGGAACCGCUUCAUUACCACUCGGCCAGUCGCGGUCCUGCACGGUCACGGCACCACAGUACUGGACGUGUUCAUCUACCAACCACUGGGACAGGUCCUCAGCUACUCCAAAAAUGCUGUAAGUCAAUAACCACCAGAUAGCUUGGCUAGAGACACAACACUGGCCAUAUCUUCAGGGGUAAACUGUAAGCCCUCACCUAAGACAGUUAAAGAGAGGCAAACCUAUCCCUAGACUGAAGCCCACCAGUACUACACCACAAUGUAUUCUGUCCUGGCUGUGGUCCAGGCCACCAGUACUACACCACAAGGUAUUCUGUCCUGGCUGUGGUCCAGGCCACCAGUACUACACCACAAGGUAUUCUGUCCUGGCUGUGGUCCAGGCCACCAGUACUACACCACAAGGUAUUCUGUCCUGGCUGUGGUCCAGGCCACCAGUACUACACCACAAGGUAUUCUGUCCUGGCUGUGGUCCAGGCCACCAGUACUACACCGCAAUGUAUUCUGUCCUGGCUGUGGUCCAGGCCACCAGUACUACACCGCAAUGUAUUCUGUCCUGGCUGUGGUCCAGGCCACCAGUACUACACCACAAGGUAUUCUGGCUGUGGCCCAGGUGCUUUUUGUUUUCCACUCUUUGAUUUCUUUCAGAAAUUGUUUGUUUACCCACCUGGUUGUCUCUGUGCAGGAGGGUUCAGAAGGGGUUUGUUUACCCACCUGGUUGUCUCUGUGCAGGAGCUGAGGGUGUGGGACAUCUCCUCCCAUCGCUGUCUGAGGACCGUCCACCUGCAGUUCCCCUGUCUGCAGCCAGGGCGCACCCCAGAGCACGGCAACUUCCCGUUCCUGUUGGUGUCCCCACCCUUCCUGCCGCAGACUCCGCCCCAUAUCCUCGUGUCCUGUAGAGACUACCUGGCCAGGCUGAGGCUGGAGGAAGGGGGGAGGGGGGAGGAGAAGGGAGAAGGGGGGAGAGGAGGGGGGAGACAAUGCCAUGGUGCCCCCCUCUCCUGUGCCCUCUACAACCCCACACUGAAACAGGUGGGUAUGGAAUCUUAUACACUGUCACAGCCAUGAGGGUGUGCAUACUGCAUGUGUGUGUUUACGUCUGUGUGUGUGUGCAUGUUUACAUCCGUGUGUGUGUGUGUGUGUUUAUAUGUGUAGGUCAUCGCCGGAUGUGACGACUCGUCUGUAUCAGUGUGGGACGUAGAAACAGGGAGGCUGCAUCUGAAGAUCACCAGCGCUCAUGGAGAGGAGGAGAUUACCUGCAUGGCGCUAGACUCCUCCCACAGACGACUCAUCACUGGUGCACGCAACGGAACGAUCAAGGUACCCUGUGGUAAAAGCUACUGCAGCCUAUGCAGUGGAGCCUGUGCUUUCACCCAUCCAAUCAUGUUACUGAUGUCUGAGGCUGCAGAAAAUGAGAAAAGCAGCAUACUUCUCCAAGUAUCUGUUAAGACCUCCUCCUUCACUAUGAUUCAGUACUUCUCCAAGUAUCUGUUAAGACCUCCUCCUUCGCUAUGAUUCAGUACUUCUCCAAGUAUCUGUUAAGACCUCCUCCUUCGCUAUGAUUCAGUACUUCUCCAAGUAUCUGUUAAGACCUCCUCCUUUACUAUGAUUCAGUACUUCUCCAAGUAUCUGUUAAGACCUCCUCCUUCACUAUGAUUCAGAACUCCUUCACUAUGAUUCAGUUAGAACAACUUUAGAUGGACACAGAUGUAGUUUACUGUGAUGAGGUGUUUCUCUCUGUUAAAAGGUGUGGAACCUACUGAAUGGCCUCAACCUACACAAGCUAGAGCCUGUCACCCUCUCAGAGGUCACAGGGGUCAUCUGUCUUCAUUACAACCAGUUGCUGGCCAUGGGGUGGAGCCAGCAGGUCGCUCAGUAUGACAUCAAAGGGGCUAAGGUGAGAAAACACACUCAUAUGAAUGCACGCACACACACACACACACACACACACGCACACACACACACACACACACACACACAAACAAAUACACCCUUUCCUUUUCAAUGAAAAGUUAUUGUGUGCCAGCCAGGAUAAACACCUACACUGCACUCUCAGGUGAAAGAGUCCACCACACGUCAACCCCAGUGAUAUCUUCCACUACCGCCAGACCAUGUCUGUUCCAUGUGGUUACACUCAGAGCUACCAGACACAUGCCUUCCUUACAACAGAGCUUUCAUGAAUGAUAUCUAUUUAUAUACUGUACAUAGAGAUCUACUCUGAAGUUUCUUAUUGUAAGACGUCAGCGGAACCUGGUGGGGUUUUGAGAACACUACUAAAACAACUAGGCUAAGAGGGGGUGUAUGUAAAUUAUGUCAGUGACUGUUGCAAAGUACGACCUCUGGGUCUUGUUAUACGCACAGUAUCAGUCACUACAAUUUGGAACUAGAAUUUUGUACAUGGGUAUUCACCCCCCUUGGCAUUUUUCCUAUUUGGUUGCCUUACAACAUGGAAUUAAAAUUGAUUUUUUGGGGGUUUGUAUCAUUUGAUUUACACAACACCACUUUGAAGAUGCAAAAUACUUUUUUUUGUGAAACAAACAAGAAAAAAUACAAAAAAACAGAACUUGAGCGUGCAUAACUAUUCACCCCCCCAAAGUCAGUACUUUGUAGAUCCACCUUUUGCAGCAAUUACAGCUGCAAGUCUCUUGGGGUAUGUCUCUAUAAUUUUUCAAGGCAAAACUGCUCCAGCUCCUUCAAGUUGGAUGGGUUCCGCUGGUGUACAGCAAUCUUUAAGUCAUACCACAGAUUCUCAAUUGGAUUGCGGUCUGGGCUUUGACUAGGCCAUUCCAAGACAUUUAAAUAUUUCCCCUCAAACCACUUGAGUGUUGCUUUAGCAGUAUGCUUAGAGUCAUUGUCCUGCUGGAAGGUGAACCUCGGUCCCAGUCUCAAAUCUCUGGAAGACUGAAAGAAUUUCCCUGUAUUUAGCACCAUCCAUCAUUCAAUUCUGACCAGUUUCCCAGUCCCUGCCGAUGAAAAACAUCCCCACAGCAUUAUAUAUUUUUUUAACCUUUAUUUAACUAGGCAAGUCAGUUAAGAACAAAUUCUUAUUUACAAUGACGGCCUACACCGGCCAAACACGGACGACGCUGGGCCAAUUGUGCGCUGCCCUAUGGGACCGUCAUUGUAAGCAAUGGCUUUUUUUCUUGCCACUCUUCCGUAAAGGCCAGCUCUGUGGAGUGUACGGCUUAAAGUGGUCCUAUGGACAGAUACUCCAAUCUCCGCUGUGGAGCUUUGCAGCUCCUUCAGGGUUAUCUUUGGUCUCUUUGUUGUCUCUCUGAUUAUUGCCCUCCUUGCAUGGUCCGUGAGUUUUGGUGGGCGGCCCUCUCUUGGCUGGUUUGUUGUGGUGCCAUAUUCUUUCCAUUUUUUAAUAAUGGAUUGAAUGGUGCUCUGUGGGAUGUUCAAAGUUUCAGAUAUUUUUUUACAACCCAACCCUGAUCUGUACUUCUCCACAACUUUGUCCCUGACCUGUUUGGAGAGCUCCUUAGUCUUCAUGGUGCCGCUUGCUUGGUGGUGCCCCUUGCUUAGUGGUGUAGCAGAAUCUGGGGCCUUUCAGAACAGGUGUAUAUAUACUGAGAUCAUGUGACACUUAGAUUGCACACAGGUGGACUUUAUUUAACUAAUUUUGUGACUUCUGAAGGUAAUUGGUUGCACCAGAUCUUAUUUAGGGGCUUCAUAGCAAAGGGGGUGAAUACAUAUGCACACACCACUUUUCCGUUAUUUAUUUUUUAGAAUUUUUUGAAACAAGUAGUUUUUUUCAUUUAACUUCACCAAUUUGGACUAUUUUGUGUAUGUCCAUUACAUUAAAUCCAAAUAAAAAUCAAUUUAAAUUACAGGUUGUAAUGCAACAAAAUUGGAAAAACGCCAAGGGGAUGAAUACUUUGCAAGGCACUGUAGAUAUAUAGUGGAAAACUUGGUUUGUUUUCACAUUUGAAAUAAUGCAAUGUUGGCACCAAGAUGCAAUUGAGAAUAUUAUUCUGGUGAUUGUCUGGUUCCAAUAUGGCGCCCUGUGUGUGUUGGUGUAGGAUAUGUUUGUGAGGGCUGACAUGUCGUGGAAGUCAGGUCAGCAACACAGAACUGACAUCCUGGUGGUUGACCACUGCCCUGCCCUGGGGGUCAUUGCUACUGGCAGCCAUGAUGGAGAGGUCAUCGUCUGGACCUUGGACACACAGAGACCCCUGGUUCGCCUGCAGAGGGCCACACACUCACUGUGAGUCUUCUGUGUGUGUGUGUUGUUCUUUUUUUACAUCAAUGCUUUAUUGCAAAUUGAAAUAAAGUAUUCAACAUGUGUUUACUGUGUGUGUGUGUUUGCAUCUGCAUGCCUGUGUGUGUGCCUGCGCACGUGCAUGUGUAGGACAACGCCCCCUGUGGACGCGUUGCUGUUCCUGCAGCGGAGGGCUGGGGACAGACAGUGGAGGAACAGACCUCUCCUCCUCUCCUCACAGGCUGGAGGGAUCUAUUGGUGGAGCAUCACUGGACACACACACACACACGGUAAACAGGACACACAUAGUGUAGCUAAGGAAGGAGAGAGAAUGAAAGUGGGAGAGGGAGUGUAUGUGGUGGCUGUAGUAAAUCUGAGUGUAUGUGGUGGGCUGUAAUACAUCUGAGUGUAUGUGGUGGCUGUAGUAAAUCUGAGUGUAUGUGGUGGACUGUAAUAAAUCUGAGUGUAUGUGGUGGCUGUAGUAAAUCUGAGUGCAUGUGGUGGGCUGUAAUAAAUCUGAGUGCAUGUGGUGGACUGUAGUAAAUCUGAGUGCAUGUGGUGGACUGUAGUAAAUCUGAGUGUAUGUGGUGGACUGUAGUAAAUCUGAGUGUAUGUGGUGGGCUGUAAUACAUCUGAGUGUAUGUGGUGGCUGUAGUAAAUCUGAGUGUAUGUGGUGGGCUGUAAUAAAUCUGAGUGUAUGUGGUGGCUGUAGUAAAUCUGAGUGUAUGUGGUGGGCUGUAAUAAAUCUGAGUGCAUGUGGUGGACUGUAGUAAAUCUGAGUGCAUGUGGUGGACUGUAGUAAAUCUGAGUGUAUGUGGUGGACUGUAGUAAAUCUGAGUGUAUGUGGUGGGCUGUAAUACAUCUGAGUGUAUGUGGUGGCUGUAGUAAAUCUGAGUGUAUGUGGUGGGCUGUAAUAAAUCUGAGUGUAUGUGGUGGACUGUAGUAAAUCUGAGUGCAUGUGGUGGACUGUAGUAAAUCUGAGUGUAUGUGGUGGACUGUAGUAAAUCUGACGGUGACUUUAUGAUGACAGUUGUGUGGCAAUGUGGUGUCAUCUAUGCUGAUGAUGAUACGUUUGUAUUCAUUCCCACUAUGUUGAUGAUGAUACGUUUGUAUUCAUUCCCACUAUGCUGAUGAUGAUACGUUUGUAUUCAUUCCCACUAUGCUGAUGUGAAUACGUGUGUAUUCAUUCCCACUAUGUUGAUGAUGAUACGUUUGUAUUCAUUCCCACUAUGCUGAUGAUGAUACGUUUGUACUCAUUCCCACUAUGCUGAUGAUGAUACGUUUGUAUUCAUUCCCACUAUGCUGAUGAUGAUACGUUUGUAUACAUUCACACUAUGCUGAUGAUGAUACAUUUGUAUUCAUUCCCACUAUGCUGUUGUGAAUACGUGUGUAUUCAUUCCCACUACGCUGAUGUGAAUACGUGUGUAUUCAUUCCCACUAUGCUGAUGAUGAUACGUUUGUAUUCAUUCCCACUAUGCUGAUGAGUAUACAGUAUUAUCAUCUCUCUCUGUCUGGAGUAUACAGUAUUAUCAUCUCUCUCUGUCUGGAGUAUACAGUAUUAUCAUCUCUCUUUGUCUGGAGUAUACAGUAUUAUCACCUCUCUCUGUCUGGAGUAUACAGUAUUAUCAUCUCUCUGUCUGGAGUAUACAGUAUUAUCAUCUCUCUCUGUCUGGAGUAUACCGUAAUAUCAUCUCUCUCUAUCUGGAGUAUACAUUAUUAUCAUCUCUCUCUGUCUGGAGUAUACAGUAUUAUCAUCUCUCUGUCUGGAGUAUAGAGUAUUAUAAUCUCUCUCUGUCUGGAGUAUACAGUAUUGUCAUCUCUCUGUCUGGAGUAUACAGUAUUGUCAUCUCUCUCUGUCUGGAUUAUACAGUAUUAUAAUCUCUCUGUCUUGAGUAUCAGGUUAAGGAAAGGAGAGUAUGGGGGUAAAUACAGGGUGGUAAAUUGUGCAUGGGCCUGAAACCAUGCUUGCACCAUAUGAGCAUGGUGGAACCUGACAUUAUCCCACACAAUGACAUAGGUCACGCCAUCAGCUCUACAGACCUGAUCGAGCUCAUCAAGGAAGGUUACAAGGAGAGCUGCAUUAUAUGACCCAAUAUGAGGUCUGCGUCCCACCACACCAUCUUCUGAUAUAGCCGCACACAUUGUAAUGUUGGCCCCACGUUGUCCAGGUACUUGGAUGGUUGCCCGCUGGCCAAUGAAAUUCCGACCUCUCCUCCUUGUCUUGGCCAGGUUAAAGCCUGCCUCAUCCAAAUAUAUGAAUUGGUGAUGGUUGUCAUCAGCAUCCAGCUCCAUCACCCUCUAAAAAUACAUUUUGAAAGAUAUUUACUGAUUACUGUACAAUGUAGAAUUAUUAGGGAAUUUUAUUACAACAGCCAUCUUGAAACUGAACAUACCUGAACAUACUCAGUCCUCAUUUGCUUCACUCUGUCUGCAUUUCUUUCAAAAGGCACACGGUAUAGUUGUUUUAAAGACACCUGGUGCCUUUUCAGCAUGCGUGCAAUAGUCGGCAAACUUAUGGAUUCCACAUUGUUAAACAUGUCUUCAUUGUCCAAGAUAUGCUGGCAAAUGUCUGUAAGGCGAAUAUCAUUUCUGGCCCGAACCAAAUUGACCACAGCCUGCUCUUGUUGGUCAGUCAGAAUUUUGCCUCUGACUCCCCUAUUUGGCCUAGUCUCAAUUCUACAGGAAACAUUACAGUAAGAAGACACUUGGUCACAUCACCUACUCUGUGAUACACAUUGGUAUGCAGUCAUUUGACAAUUGAGAGAAGCAUAAUGUUUAGUGCAUGCUGACUACUUACCGGUUCUCAUUGCGGAAAGUUCUAAUUAUUGAGGCCACGGUUGACCUUUUGAGGUUUGGUUGUUUCAUUGUAGCCGCCUCAGUCAUUGUCAUGCCAUGAUUUCAUUGGACACUCUUUGCUGUUGCUGCCGCUGUCUUGGUCCGUGGCCUUGUCCUCUACCACGUUCCCUCACGACCCCCUCUCAGAAGGGGUGCUUGUCCCCUGCCAUUCCUUUGACCAACACGUCUUCCUCGCCCUCCUCCCACCACUGCUUGACCUCUAUUGUGACCUGGAUCACCUGCCGGCUCCAUGUUACAGUACGUAUCGCUAUGUUGUUGCAAGUGGAUCCCAAUCAAUUCUUUAUAUACUCGUUCCACAAUAUGAACUCAUCAGUAACGAGUUGGCAGAAUUGGACAAGCAUCCAUACAGUGCAGUACUGUCAAUACUGUAAAUAGUCUGAAAAGAUGGUACAUGGGACCAUAGAAACGGUGUCUGAUAAAGAAUGAUGAUGAAAUAUUACAUCCAUAAAUAAUGUAGUCUAAUUGGUUCAUGCUCCACGCUAAUUGGUAACAAUGAAUCUCAUUAUCUUGAAACUUUCAUGAUCUAAACAUGGCAUAUUGUUUGUCUGUUUCCAUACAACUAUGCAUUAAGAGUAAUGCAACAGUUACUUAUCAUUUUGAGCAGUUGUAUCAAUUGAUAGUUGGAUAAUUGUAAUGAAAUGAAUAGACACUCAUCUGAAAUGUAAUGUGUGAAUUGCCUUUUGAAAGAGUAGUACUUUGAUGUUAAGUUGUGUCAUAUUGAACAGGUGAUUUUUGUUAAAUGAACAAAUGAUCUUAGUUUUAUGUGUAUUGUAUCCAAGCAAUUGAAAAAAAGUGUUAGAGUUUUGAAAAAUUUGCAUUUUGAUCAUUGGUUGUGAGUUUUGUGUCUAGAGUUUUGAAAAAUUACGUCAAGGUUCUGAAAUUAGUGCCAAAGUGAUUGUAAAAAACUGUAUUAUAUCUCUCUGUCUGGAGUACACAGUAUUAUUAUCUCUCUGUCUGGAGUAUACGACCCUGCCUUACACAGGAAGCGGCACAGGUCCUAAUCCAGGCACUUGUCAUCUCCCGUCUGGACUACUGCAACUCGCUGUUGGCUGGCCUCCCUGCCUGUGCCAUUAAACCCCUACAACUCAUCCAGAAUGCCGCAGCCCGUCUGGUGUUCAACCUUCCCAAGUUCUCUCACGUCACCCCCCUCCUCCGCACACUCCACUGGCUUCCAGUUGAAGCUCGCAUCCGCUACAAGACCAUGGUGCUUGCCUAUGGAGCAGUGAGGGGAACGGCACCUCUGUACCUUCGGGCUCUGAUCAGUCCCUACACCCAAACGAGGGCAUUGCGUUCAUCCACCUCUGGCCUGCUGGCUCCCCUUCCUCUGCGGAAGCAUAGUUCCCGCUCAGCCCAGUCAAAACUGUUCGCUGCUCUGGCACCCCAAUGGUGGAACAAGCUCCCUCACGACGCCAGGACAGCGGAGUCACUCACCACCUUCCGGAGGCAUUUGAAACCCCACCUCUUUAAGGAAUACCUGGGAUAGGAUAAAGUAAUCCUUCUACCCCCCCCCCAAAAUUGUAAAGUGGUUAUCCCACUGGCUAUAGGGUGAACGCACCAAUUGGUGAGUCGCUCUGGAUAAGAGCGUCUGCUAAAUGACGUAAAUGUGCCCUUGAGCAAGGCACUUAACCCUAAUUGCUCCUGUAAGUCGCUCUGGAUAAGAGCGUCUGCUAAAUGACUAAAAUGUAAAUGUAAAUGUAUUAUUAUCUCUCUGUCUGGAGUAUACAGUAUUAUUAUCUCUCUGUCUGGAGUAUACAGUAUUGUCAUCUCUCUCUGUCUGGAGUAUACAGUAGUAUUAUCUCUCUGUCUGGAGUAUACAGUAUUAUCAUCUCUCUCUGUCUGGAUUAUACAGUAUUAUUAUCUCUCUGUCUGGAGUAUACAGUAUUAUCAUCUCUCUCUGUCUGGAGUAUACAGUAUUAUUAUCUCUCUGUCUGGAGUAUACAGUAUUGUCAUCUCUCUCUGUCUGGAGUAUACAGUAUUAUCAUCUCUCUCUGUCUGGAGUAUACAGUAUUAUCAUCUCUCUCUGUCUGGAGUAUACAGUAUUAUCAUCUCUCUCUGUCUGGAGUAUACAGUAUUAUCAUCUCUCUCUGUCUGGAGUAUACAGUAUUAUUAUCUCUCUGUCUGGAGUAUACAGUAUUGUCAUCUCUCUCUGUCUGGAGUAUACAGUAUUAUCAUCUCUCUCUGUCUGGAGUAUACAGUAUUAUCAUCUCUCUCUGUCUGGAGUAUACAGUAUUAUCAUCUCUCACUGUCUGGAGUAUACAGUAUUAUCAUCUCUCUCUGUCUGGAGUAUACAGUAUUAUCAUCUCUCUCUGUCUGGAGUAUACAGUAUUAUCAUCUCUCUCUGUCUGGAAUAUACAGUAUUAUAAUCUCUCUGUCUUGAGUAUACAGUAUUAUCAUCUCUCUCUCUCUCUCUCUCUCUCUCUCUCUCUCUCUCUCUCUCUCUCUCUCUCUCUCUCUCUCUCCCUCUCUCCCUCUCUCCCUCUCUCCCUCUCUCCCUCCCUCCCUCCCUCCCUCUCAGGUCAGUUCUAUGCCCCUGAUAGAGAGAAGGAGUAUGUGUUGGGGCUGAGUUCAGACCAAGAGAACAACAUCCUGGUCACUGGAGACACAGCAGGGUGUGUUCAGGUCUGGGACAUCUCUCAGUACGCACUCAACAUCACACAGGAGGUGAGGGUUUGUGUGUGUGAGUGUGUGUGUGUGUGUGUAUGUGUAUGUGUAUGUGAGUUUGUGAGAGAGAGUCUUUGAGUACAGUAUAUGCUAAUGUAGGAUACAUCUCUGUACUCAUCUCUGUUUUAUGUGUUUUACACUGAACUCUAUCUUCACGUUUCACCUCCCCAGCCCUCCUCCAGCCGCCCUCCUCUCCUGCAGUCCUGGAGGGCCCAUGAGGGGGCGAUAGUGAGUGUUGAGGUUCUGGUGUACACAGAGAGACUCUUCUUCCUCUCUGGCUCUGUGGAUGGGACCACCAGAAUGUGGACGGUUGAGGGAGGGGAGGGAGGGCAUGUAGGUUCCUUUGGACAGGAACCACAGUGGAGCCUCACUGACCCAGCCACUCACCACACCUCCAGGUACUGA